Folsomia candida is the source of this 1401-nucleotide messenger RNA. Its product is annotated as glutamate receptor ionotropic, delta-2-like. Gene Ontology annotation, cellular component: membrane. The record is from RefSeq and is a predicted model, not a curated record. The transcript is spliced from 5 exons. Gene Ontology annotation, molecular function: ligand-gated monoatomic ion channel activity. Bases 1 to 1401 code for a protein of 466 amino acids. Lineage: Eukaryota; Metazoa; Arthropoda; Collembola; Entomobryomorpha; Isotomidae.
AUGGGGAAAACGUUGCGGAUAUCCUUCAUCAACGCAAAAUCGAGGCUCGAAGUAAAACCGCCAUAUCGUGGAGUGAAUAACGGUGACCGUGGCAUGUGGCUGACCCUCGUGUCUGAAUUUUUUAUGGUGAAACUUAAUUUUACAUAUAAUCUUUUCCUCUCGACGGGAAAGGAUGGAGGAUUCGUGGGCGGAGGAGGAAGUGGGAUCCCACUACCAAAUGGAACUUGGAUAGGAACUGUAGGAGACGUUAUUUCUGGGAAGGCUGACAUCGGCAUCAUAGCGGUGAAUACAGAUGAGCGAAAUCGACAGGUGUCGUUCACAAACUCAUUUUAUGACCAUGUCUACUUGCACUUCCUAACAAAUAAGGGUGUCCAAAUAUUCUCCCCUGCGACACUCCUCUGGUCGUUUGAUCACCUUAUGUGGACCUGCAUCGGAUCAUCCACUCUUGGAGCGUUUCUUGUCUUCAGAUUAAUCAUGAAUGGGAUGAAUAUUCUAGAAAUGAAUACCAAUGGGAGGAUGAGUUUUGCUCGGAGGGGCCAAGUGAGUCAGGAAAAUUGGGGGCUGCGACAUCAGAUAUGGUUCGUCAUUACGACCUAUUUGGAUCAGGAUUGCGUCCUCCCGACGUGCACUCCACUUCGCUGUUUCGUCGCUCUCUGGCUGUUUUUCGCUUUGAUUGUUACGACGGUGUACAGAUCGAAAAUGGUCAGUUUGCUCGCGUUUCCAGUCAUGGAAGAAAUUCCACAUACAUUUAAAGAUCUGGUGGAAUCCGACUACACCGUAGGGUGUAUAAAUCCUCAAGACGCAGUACUGAGCAUGCUUGCCAGGUCAAAGGAUCCAGUUUAUGUCAAACUUCUCAAUAAUUUGGAGAUCAUCAACAAAAACCGACCAAAAUGUUUGGAACAAAGCAUUGACAAUCAAUAUGCCUGUGUUGCGUUGUCUUCUGAAACCCGGUAUCUGCAAUAUGCUAACCUUUCAGAUUCUGAUAUUCGUAAAUUGGUGCAGUCACAGGAGAAUACGUUUGUGGUUUUCCUCGGGCUUCAUUUUGAAUCUGGUUCAAUCUAUACGGACGCAUUUGAUCGCCUACUUUCCUGGGCUAGACCAUUUCAUCUGGCGGAUGUGUGGGAAGAGUUCGACAUGGUUUACAACGUCCGACUUCAAAAAAGAGAUUGGUGGUUGGCAACGAACCAGACGGAAAAAUUAGAACGUUCCAACGUUAUUGACAAUGACAAUCUUACACUGAAGCACAUUUCCGGCGCGUUUUACGCCCUACUUGCAAGUCUCAUUGUGAGCUUUGCGGUCUUCAUCCAGGAGUUGGUCGGCUACUGCUUGAUGGCCUUAAUUGAGUGCAAAAUGAUUACUCUGAUUCGAAAUAUGAUAUAUGGUUUUGGCUUAUUUAGGUAA